AUGUGUGACCCUGACCGCGGUUGCCUCGGCUUUGAAACUAUCUGGAACGCGAACGCCCUUCCACCCAUUUCGAAUGGGCUACACUCUGGUGAUGCCGCGGCACUGAUGUGCGGUGGUGCUACUGUCUGGACUGUGCUUAGUCGUUACGGCAUACAGCCUAGAGAUCGUGUUGGAGUAUUGGGCAUCGGCGGCAUGGGGUAUCUGGCCAUCAAAAUGGCGGCUGCGAUGGGAUAUCAUGUUGUUGCUUUCUCUGGAUCGGAGUCCAAGAAGGCGGACUGCUUAGCCUUUGAGACUAAAGAAUACUAUAUGACUAGCGGCGAAUCAAUGGAAGGUCUGACUACACUGAUUGAUUUCUAA
This is a messenger RNA of Aspergillus eucalypticola CBS 122712, 357 nucleotides long. RefSeq lists its product as uncharacterized. Gene Ontology annotation, molecular function: alcohol dehydrogenase (NADP+) activity. The record is from RefSeq and is a predicted model, not a curated record. NCBI's taxonomy places the organism in Eukaryota, Fungi, Ascomycota, Eurotiomycetes, Eurotiales, Aspergillaceae. The transcript has a single exon. The coding region runs from base 1 to 357 and encodes 118 amino acids. Gene Ontology annotation, biological process: alcohol metabolic process.